Neurospora tetraspora is the source of this 486-nucleotide messenger RNA. RefSeq lists its product as uncharacterized. NCBI's taxonomy places the organism in Eukaryota, Fungi, Ascomycota, Sordariomycetes, Sordariales, Sordariaceae. The transcript has a single exon. Gene Ontology annotation, molecular function: structural constituent of ribosome. Gene Ontology annotation, biological process: translation. Gene Ontology annotation, cellular component: large ribosomal subunit; mitochondrion. The record is from RefSeq and is a predicted model, not a curated record. The coding region runs from base 1 to 486 and encodes 161 amino acids.
AUGUCCUUCUUCCGCAUAACCCUCCACCGCUCCGCCAUCGGUCUCCCCAAGCGCACCCACGGCGUUCUGGCCGCUUUGGGUUUACGCCGGCGCAACCAAACCGUCUUCCACCCCGUCGAGCCCCAAUUCGCCGGCAUGCUGAUGAAAGUCAAAGAACUCGUGCGCGUCGAGGAAGUUGCCCACCGCUUGACCAAGCGCGAGCUGAAGGAUGAGCGCAAGCCCGAGACCGGGUUUGUGGUUGAGAAGCAAGUGAGACGGUUUAUCCCGGGGGUGGGAGUACAGGACGAAGUGGAUUUUUCGAAGGUGGUUGAAGAACUGAAGGCGCAGAAGGUCGAGAAUGUCGAGGGUGUGGAAAAGAUAGUUGUGGAAGGUGGUGCGGUGGUGAGGGAUGGCAAGAGGGCCGGGGAUUUGGGUGUGAGGACGAGAAGUGAUUGGGAGGUUAUUGGCAAGAUGAAGAGUGUUUUGCCCAAGGUUAAGGCUCUUUAA